GAAAGCUACCCUCCCUAGAAGCAAAACAUGGUGCGCAUUUCUCUAACUUUACGCGUCUUCUUCCUGAGGGAUUAUGGAUUAAAUCUGAGACACACUCAAGCAACCAGGUAAACCAACAAACAGAAAAAAUGGGAAAGUCCAGAAACUGGUUCGGUCUAAUUAGAAGAAAGUUCAAUAGAGUGUCUCAUAGAGAGAUCACUAUUUUCCAUAGCCCAAAUCCCAGCCAAGAAGCAAUCAUUGGAGUAGCAGAAGAAAUCUCAGAAGAAAUAGCCAACUCUGGUAACAGAAGAAGCUCAGUUUCACUGACUUCAUUUAAGAAGAAAGAACCAACCAUGGAAGACAUUGCAGCCAUCAAAAUCCAAGCAAAUUUCAGGGGUCAUCUUGCAAGGAGGGCGUUUCGGGCACUGAGGAGUCUAGUUAAGCUGCAAGCUCUGGUUCGUGGAGUGUGUGUGCGAAGGCAAACACGCAUAGCCAUGCAUUGCAUGCAAGCACUUGUGCGAUUACAGGUCAGGGUUCGAGCUCGGCAACUCCUCAUCAGCCAGUGACUAACACAAUCUCUUUACCAUAAUUACUAUUUCUAAACAUACCAUAAUGUUGCAUCCCAGAAUUCAAUAAUACAUGCAGUGUAACAUUAACAUGUAUCAUGGAAAGCAUUAAAUUUUCCAUCAAAAGUUGUAUACAAAUGUAUCCGGCAAACAAUCAUUUAUAUACUUAUA
Messenger RNA from Pistacia vera, 716 nucleotides. Its product is annotated as protein IQ-DOMAIN 31. The record is from RefSeq and is a predicted model, not a curated record. The transcript is spliced from 2 exons. Gene Ontology annotation, molecular function: protein binding. Bases 129 to 545 code for a protein of 138 amino acids. NCBI's taxonomy places the organism in Eukaryota, Viridiplantae, Streptophyta, Magnoliopsida, Sapindales, Anacardiaceae.